AUGUCUCUUCUCCGAUUCCAUCCUCGUGAUUACUUUUACUCAUCACCGAUGGAGCGUUUUCUCGUCAAUGCUCUUGAAAAUACAUUCGAUGAUAGAGCGUAUCGAUCGCUUCAUUCCGUUGCUCCAUAUUGGCUUAAUCAAUCGCUGAUGAACGAAUGCAACAUUGGAAAUGCUAUUGGAGAGGUAAAGAAUGAGAAGGACAAGUUCUCAGUUCAGAUUGACGUAUCACACUUUCAUCCGAAGGAACUUUCGGUGUCAGUUCGUGGUCGUGAAUUAGUAAUUGAAGGUCAUCACAAUGAACGCAGCGAUCAGCCCGGUGGUGGGGGAAGUAUCGAGCGUCACUUCACACGAAAAUAUCUUUUGCCAGAGGAAGCACAGCCGGAAACGGUUGAGUCGCAUCUCUCUGAUGCAGGUAUUCUUACAGUCUGUGCAAACAAAGCUGCUAUUGGUGCACCAGCUGCUCGUUCUAUUCCUAUUCGGGCAUCUCCGAAGGAACCGCAAGGGAGUGUAGAGCAUGCAACAAAUCAGUCGCAGUAA
Messenger RNA from Thelazia callipaeda (thelaziosis nematode), 537 nucleotides. The record is from the annotation of a GenBank genome assembly. Lineage: Eukaryota; Metazoa; Nematoda; Chromadorea; Rhabditida; Thelaziidae.